AUGAAAAGAAGAGUGACCUUUAUUCAUGAUGCUGAAGGGGAAUUUGAUCCCAAACGAGCUCAUCUCACAUCUGAUUCAUUAUCCAUCCAAUUGUUGGAUGCCGCUCGCCAGGAGAGACUAACAUUUGGGUUCCAGGAGCUUCCAAAUGAGAAGGCCUUUGGCCAAGAUGUAAAUUGCACUGUCCCAGAAAUUUCAUUUACGUCCUCGGGAGACAUUUUGAAGUCGGGCGCAUUACCAUCACUCCAGUUUCAUCAACUCCUUCCUUCACUUGAACAAUUUGCUACAUACAUACGGGAGGCAAUUUGCCCAAAACAAGACAUUAUAUGUCUGAACGGCGCCGCAUUGAUUCGUUCUGCCGAUACGCUUGACAUAGAUUAUGAUCGUGUGCAGAAUUCGUUCGUUGUCACCGCCUACUGGUCCAAAGCAACAGGUAAAGACGGAUGGAAAGAUACCAUAUAUCACGAGAGGUCAAGUGAAGACAAAACCGAUAUAGGUAUUCUGGCUACACAACAAGAUCUGGAACCCGAUGAGGUCAGAAUCGGUGGCUUUUUGGCCAUGGUUGGCCGGGAUGAAGAAUUAAAUGAAUACCAACUAUCCACCGCCGAUUCUCUUUUCCUUGAGUCACAUAAUAUACGCGGCCUGCGGCACAUCGCUGGAGAAGCGGAUCUUGAGGCGCCAGACUGGAUAAUCCAACGUUGGGGCUCACAGCUGCUGGUGGAAUUAGCCACAACAAACCCCGAGGAGAUCAACGUCGAUACCAAAAACCACGAAGACUGGAAAAGCACGAUUCCGUUACAUUUGCGGUAUCUCCAUCCCUCUAGCUCUGGCUAUCGAAACAUCUCCAUGCCUUGGCCCAUAGUUUUCUGGGCUUGCACGUACCAGGACCAGGGUAAAAUGGGCUAUAACCCAUUCGAUCGAGCGAACUUAAGCUGGGACGAUUUAUUUGCCCCAAAAACGUUGUUUUACCAAUUCCAUCCCUCUCCUGAACCGAGAGGUGAAAAAUUAAUCGAGACUAUCCAAGUUCCCGCUCUUAAGAUGAACAAGGAUACCGAUUUUAUAGCGAAUCAGGCGAUUGAGUUCGGUACCAUUGCUGUGGUUUUGCUUGGAUUUCUAUGGGUAUCAUGGAAGUUGGGUUUUGUUGCCCGAUCUACAGGAGUUCAAAGCAACCAGAACCAGACGACUCGAGUAGCUGGGAGCAAAAAGACCCAGUAA
Messenger RNA from Uncinocarpus reesii 1704, 1212 nucleotides. RefSeq lists its product as uncharacterized. Gene Ontology annotation, biological process: protein processing; GPI anchor biosynthetic process. NCBI's taxonomy places the organism in Eukaryota, Fungi, Ascomycota, Eurotiomycetes, Onygenales, Onygenaceae. Gene Ontology annotation, cellular component: endoplasmic reticulum membrane; glycosylphosphatidylinositol-mannosyltransferase I complex. The coding region runs from base 1 to 1212 and encodes 403 amino acids. Gene Ontology annotation, molecular function: mannosyltransferase activity. The transcript is spliced from 4 exons. The record is from RefSeq and is a predicted model, not a curated record.